AGAAAUUGGUUUAGAAGAACAAAGUAUUUCACAUUUUCUACCAGUAUUCGCAGUUCUCAACUCCCCUUUGGAUAUAUUGUGUUUUUAAUAUACACAAUAAAUUAGUUUUACACAUUUUUGCACCUGGUCGGGCCGGGUUUUCAGAUAUAAAAAUAGUAUCUGUGCCAGCUCCCUCCAAAAUGGCGCAGAAUAGCAAACCUCUUGCAACAUACUGCGACAAAAAACAAACGUCUGCAGUAAUGGAAGGAUUAAAUGAACAGAGAAAGCUAUCAAGAUUUUGUGACGUUGUUCUCAAAGUUUGUGGUGAACAAAUAUUUGCUCAUUCAAAUAUCCUAUCUUCAGCGAGUGAAUAUUUUAGUUCAUUUUUGGGCUGUGGUCAAGAUUGGCCACGGGCAUUUUCUCAAAAAACUCCACAAAUCAUUGAAAUUUAUAUUGAUGGAAGUGACGGAGAUGGAAAGGGAUACGGGGAAGCCGUACGGAAAGUUGUUGACUUUAUGUAUACCAGUAAAAUAGACAUUACAAAUGAGGUUUUAAACCAAGUAAUUGAGAUAGCUAAAAUUAUGCAAAUGAACAAAAUUUUAGAAUAUUGUGAAAUCUACUUAAAAGAUGAAACAUGUGAAGAUAUGGAGAAUAGCCCUGAUAAUUUAAUCAAUAAAUCAACUGUUAGUACUAUGACAGAAUCAAAAUCUAAUGGUAAUGCCUCGGAAGAAGACAAUGAGAUUGGAAGUGAUAAUGAAGUCAAUGAUCCUGAUUAUAAGGUUCCUAUGAAUGUAAAGGAGGAUCCAUUUAAGAAAAAGGUUUUGAAGAAAAGGGGAAGACCAAGAAAAAAACAAGAAGAUUCUGAUAUUAAUUUUGGUUCCAUUCUAAUACCAGUUUUAGAAGAAGAACCUGAAGAUGAAAACCUUUGCAUUCUUUUUAAUCAGGGAGAUUGUUCAACCACAGUUAAUAAGCAAGGUGACGAACAAGACAUUGAUAAAUCACACACCCCCAAUAAUCAAGAGAAAGAAUCUUUAUUACCAGAGGCUGUUAAAUCAGAGCCCACAAAUUCCAAGCCUACUAGAUACAGUAAAAGAGUCAGAAAAGCCAAAGCCCACCCAGAUUAUGUAACUCACCAAUCAUCACUGCUAAAAAUGAAAAAAGUAGAAGCAAUAGAGGAUGAAGAGAGAGAAAACAAACCAAUGGUAGACAACGAAAUCCACUCCAAGUUACGUUACAUGUGCAAAGCAUGCAACCUUACAUUUAGAAGUAUGGAUGAAUAUAAAGACCAUAAAUCCACAACCCAUACCAUAGCCCUUUCUUCCAGAAAAGAAUUAUCUUGUUCAAGAUGUGAAUUUACCACUAAAAGACAAAAUGAAUAUAAAGAACAUAUGAAAACCCAUCUUCACAGUGAACUAACGUGUAGUUUCUGUGAAUACCAAGCAACUGAUCAAAAUGACUUUCAGCUUCAUAUUGAAAAACAUACAGGAGAAUUUCCCUAUUUUUGUAUGGAAUGUGACACUAGGUUUAAGAAUAAAGCACAACAAAAUGCUCACAUGCCUAAACAUUCAGUAGUGAAGCCAUUUGUCUGUGAAACAUGUAAUGCAGGAUUUAAAUGGAAGCAUGCUUUAAAAAGUCAUAUGAUAACACACAGUGAUACUAAGGACCAUUUGUGCGACAUUUGUGGAUUUGCAACUGCUCACAAAAGUAUGCUUAAAGCCCAUAAACUUAUCCAUUCAGGUAACACUUACAAGUGUGAUGUGUUGAACUGUAAUUUUCAAGCUACCAAAAAACAAAAUCUAAAAUAUCACAUGUUGACACAUUCUGGUGAAAAACCUCACCAAUGUGAAGUGUGUGGACAGAGUUUCUCUUUAGUUAAAAAUAUGAAAAGGCACAUGUUAAUGCACUCAAAUGACAAACCAAUCAAGUGUGACAUUCAAGAUUGUCAGUUUGGUACAACACGCUUUGAUAAGCUUAAAGAACACAAGUUAAAGCAGCAUGGGGCUGGCUUGCCUCCCACGAAGAAACUUCGAUUAUCUGACUAUGAAAAUAUUACCGAAGGACAUCAUAUUAUCCAUAUCUCUGAGAAUCAGAUAUUAACUGAAGCUUUAGCAGCUACACAUAAUAUACAAGAAGGACAAAUAAUUGCUACUGUUGAUAGUGGUUCUAUUAUAGGACAUGUUCAGUAUGCUGAAAUAGAUGCUGCUUCUGGUAUUAUUCAGUAUGUUACAAGUAUUGAAUAAAUGUACAUACAUUUAUUUUGUGCAUUGAAUUGUACAGUGUUCAGUAAUAUUUAAAUGAUUGAUAUCCUACAGUGCUUUUGUUUAUGUAUUAUAAAGGUUGCCAAUAAGUUUUAACGCCAAGAUUUAUAUCUUAGUAUGAUAUACUUAUACAUUUUUUUAAAAACACCUGUUCAUUUGACUUGAGUAUUUACAACAUGUACACGUAUUGUUAAAAUAUUCACAUGAUAAAUGUAGAAGGUAUGUUACUGAUUGGGAUCUGGCAGAAUUAGACCAAGUUUAUGACUGACAAGGACCAUACAUUGUAUUAAUUAGGCUGACUGGGAUUAUUAUUUGAAUGACUAGAGUAUUUACAAUAUGUAUAUAAUAUAUUUAUAAACAUCAGCAAAAAUGACAAUAAACAGUAUUAUCAAUAAUAUAAUGAAUUAUAAUAGAACGGUUAUAAAAAGGAAACAUUUACAUGUUUAAGACAUUAGAACAGCACUAAUUAGUUUGCAAAGAUCAAAUUCAGAACAUCUAAUAGUUUACUUUAAAAUACAGAUGUGACGUCAUCCUUUGAAGUUGGAGUACCAUUAUUUCAAAUAAUCGUACGGGCAAUGUGCCAAGCGUAACUUGGUAAAAUAUUGAACUCGAGUGACGUAGUUCAUUGCAAAGCACGUGCAAGUGUCUGUAUUUUAAGUUGUUUAAUGGUCUCGAGCUUAAGACAUUGCGUAAUAUAUUGUAAAAAGAUUCGGGCCUCACGGCCCUCAUUUUGUUACAAUAUAUUACCUAAUGUCUCGCUCUCGACCAUUAAACAAUACUUAAUAACAUUAACAAUGAGCUAAAUAUUGCAAAAUGUACUUGUAAUUGUCAAUGUCUCAAUAUUCCAGUUUUCUCCCUUUAUGUCCACAAACUAGCAAAUACAUUUAAUAAUUGUAUACAUAUACAUAUGUACCAUGUCCAUAUUAUCAAAAACAGCAUACCUGUACAAUUACUGCGAUAAUUUGUAGAAAGCUAUGAAUCACAUUGUUCAGUGUAAAACUAAAAUGCCAAUAACCCACAAAUGUCCCAAUAUUCAGCUUUAAAUCCAUGGUGUGAAUUUGCUGCUAUUCAUGUAGAAGUAUACCUAUUAUUGUUCACAUUUAUGAUUUAUUAAUCUUAUCAAAUAUUCUCCAUUGAAUGUAACAAAUCUACAUCUGUAGUCAAAAGAUAUCCAUGUAAUAAUUAUUUAUUCUCCUUGUUAAGAAUAUUUCAGUUUUUAUCUUAAAAAGGUACCUGUACAAUAUUGGUUUUAGUUUUAAUAAUCUUCAAAUAAUAUGUACCUUUUCCCAUGGCUUGCCUAGUUACAUGUAUUUGUUAAGUUAUACUUUAUAAUUUAUUCUAUUUUCUUCUGACUGUUAAUAAAAUUUAUAAGAUUCUUUAUGUAUCUUUAUGUACUAUUCUUAAAUCACUCUUUUCAAUGAAUUAACAACUAACUAAAUAAUUUUAGAAUAAUAAUAAAUGUAUUAGUCAAAUAGAAGUUAAAGUAAACCCUGAAAGCAUGAAUUUCCUGAAGUUAUAAUUAUAAUGUGAAUAACAUAAGAAAUGUUCAUAAUUGGAAUUUGAAAUUUAAUUUUUAUAAACUGAGACAAUGGCAUGAAAUAUUUCAUCACAAUCCAUGGUCUUUUUCUUAAUCGAUGUGUUAAAAAUGCCUUCCCACAUACAAACUUCUGAUUUGAUGAAAUAAUUGAACUAAAAACAUAUUCAAACUAAUUAAUCUCUAAAAAAUUUGCUUCAAAUCCCUCUCAAAACAUUGUAUUCGCAAGGAAAUACUCUUAGAUAUAAAAAGUCUAUUUUUAGAAGCUAUGUUUAUCAUGUAACCUGAUUGAGGGAGGGCCUAUUUUGAGAAUGUAUUUAUGGUUAUUUACUGUCCAUUUGCCAUACAUAUUGAAGCUUAAGUAAAUUCUUGUAUUAACUUUUGCCAACUUCCUUUUCCUCCAUUUAAUUGAAGACUGUUUUGUAGGUUUAAACCCCUCUAUGUUAUC
Molecule: messenger RNA, 4219 nt
Organism: Patella vulgata (common limpet)
Lineage: Eukaryota; Metazoa; Mollusca; Gastropoda; Patellidae
Product: zinc finger and BTB domain-containing protein 49
Exons: 1
Coding region: 180-2219 (679 amino acids)
Biological process (GO): regulation of DNA-templated transcription
Molecular function (GO): protein binding; RNA polymerase II cis-regulatory region sequence-specific DNA binding; DNA-binding transcription factor activity, RNA polymerase II-specific
Source: RefSeq, a predicted model, not a curated record